Danio rerio (zebrafish) is the source of this 6706-nucleotide messenger RNA. It is a transcript of the gene plcd3a, whose product is annotated as phospholipase C, delta 3a. Gene Ontology annotation, molecular function: phosphoric diester hydrolase activity; calcium ion binding; C-type glycerophospholipase activity. NCBI's taxonomy places the organism in Eukaryota, Metazoa, Chordata, Actinopteri, Cypriniformes, Danionidae. Gene Ontology annotation, biological process: signal transduction; intracellular signal transduction; lipid metabolic process. Gene Ontology annotation, cellular component: plasma membrane; cytoplasm; cleavage furrow. The record is from RefSeq and is marked provisional.
GUUUCUAUAUUUUGUGACACCCGAUCAUCGACGGAGAGCUAGAUUAUACAGCCUAAAAAUAAAACUAACCACACAAUUACACCAUCUGCUUCUGUAUUCAGAUAGUUUGCUGAGGCUGUGAUAUGGUGAAAGUGUCAGAGAGCGGGUGAAUGACUGCUCAGCUGCAGAGGAAUGAAUAUCUACUCAAGUUUCUCGCACUGCGUGUUUAGAAACGUCAAGUGUUGCGACAGGCGUCACACUAGCAGCCGUGCACAGAUUCACAUACACUGACCGACCGACUGACAGACAGACACACUGCAGCGAUACUUCUGGACUUCUUCACGUUUAAUUCUCGGUUCAAGACGGUUUUAAGCCGUACUGCCUGGAACCAGGGGAUUAUUCAACAUGCUGGGGAGAAAGAAGAAUCCCGAGACCGUUCAGACUGAGUCCAAAUCGGUGGAGUCGAAAACUCACGAUCCGCUGCGGAGGCUUGGUGUGUUGGACGAUGAAGAUGUGCUUCUGAUGCUGCAGGGGUCGAAGAUGAUGAAGGUUCGAUCUCAGCGUUGGCGGAAGGACAGGCGCCUGAAGCUUCUGGAGGACUGUGUUACGGUGUGGUGUGAGUCCAGCAAAACAUCCCGCAAGAGCAACAGACAGCAGACCUUCUCAGUGACGGAGGUGGAAUGUGUGCGUGAGGGCUGUCAGUCAGAGUGUCUGCGGCGGAUGACAGAUCUGGUUCCAGAGAAAAACUGCUUCACCGUGGUUUUCCGUGGAGGAAGGAAAAGCCUGGAUCUGUGCUGCCACACACAAGAGGAAGCGGAGCGCUGGGUCCGAGGCAUCCGCACACUAAAAGACCGCGUCUCCAACAUGAGCCAGAAAGAGAAGCUCGACCACUGGAUUCGAGGUUACCUGAGGCGUGCGGAUCAAAAUCAGGAUGGAAAGAUGAGCUACGACGAGGUGAAACAUCUGCUCCAGCUGAUUAACAUUGACCUAAAUGAGCAGUACGCACGAACGCUCUUCAAGAAAUGUGAUCGCUCGUGUGAUGGCAGACUGGAUCAUGUGGAGAUUGAGGAGUUUUGCCGUGAGAUGAUGCGCAGGCCAGAGCUGGACGCUGUCUUCAGGCAUUAUUCUGGAAACGGAUGUGUGCUCACCACUUUGGAGCUGCGGGACUUUCUGGGCGACCAGGGCGAAGAUGCAUCUCUGGUCCACGCAAAGAGCCUCAUCCAAACUUUUGAGCUCAACGACUGGGCCCAGAAGAAUCUCUUCAUGACCCAGAAUGGUUUCACCAUGUACAUGCUCUCAAAAGAGAAUGACGUGUUCAACCCAGAUCACACUCAUGUGUAUCAGGACAUGAGCAAACCUCUGGCACAUUAUUACAUCUCUUCAUCCCAUAAUACAUACCUCACCAAAGACCAGGUGACCAGCGCCAGCAGCACUGAGCCUUAUAUCAGAGCUCUGAAUCAGGGCUGCCGCUGUGUUGAGCUAGACUGCUGGGACGGGGAUAAAGGAGAGCCUAUAAUCUACCAUGGACACACACUCACCUCAAAAGUGCUCUUCAAAGAAGUCAUCGAGACCAUUGCUCAGUAUGCCUUCAAGGCGUCUCCGUAUCCUCUGAUCUUGUCUCUGGAGAAUCACUGUUCAGUGGAGCAGCAGGCCAUCAUGGCGCAACAGCUUCAGUCCAUUCUGGGGAAAAAGCUGCUGGCGAAACCACUCAGCGACCUGCCACUCAAACAGCUGCCCUCACCUGAGGAGUUAAAGGGUCGGAUUCUGCUGAAGGGAAAGAAACUCAACGGUCUGCUGGGGAAGACAGAGAGCUGGACCAGCUUUACAAACAGCUCGGAUGAGGAGUCGGUGGCCGGAGGAAACAAGAAGGAAUCCAAAAAGGAUCUUGCGAGGUCUGCGAGCACUAAACUGAGUCCAGAGCUGUCGGAUCUGGUGGUGUAUUGUCAGAGUGUGCCCUUCAGUGGAUUCGAGACAGCCAAUCAGAGGCCUCCUAGUGUGAUAACAUCUUUCUCUGAGAAUGAAGCGCUUAAACUCAUCAAAGACUCAGGGAAGCUGUUUGUUCGAAACAACAGUCGGCAGCUGAGCAGGAUUUACCCAUCAGCCCAGAGGCUUCAGUCCUCCAACUUCGACCCCCAGGACAUGUGGAAUGCAGGAUGCCAGAUGGUGGCUCUGAACUUUCAGACACCAGGAGAGCAGAUGGAUCUGAACCAGGGCCGCUUUCUGCCCAACGGCCGCUGUGGAUAUGUGCUCAAACCUGAAUUUCUGUGUGACCCAAAGUCUGAUUUUGAUCCGGAGAACACUGGUGGAGGACCAGGACACAUACCCACACAGCUCACCAUACGGGUGAUCUCAGCUCAGCAGCUUCCUAAAAUAAACACAGACAAGCCCAACUCCAUUGUGGACCCGCAGGUUUGGGUGGAGAUACAUGGAGUUUCCAUCGAUAAAGCUCGAGCCAAAACCCAGCGCAUUGACAACAACGGCUUUAACCCUCGCUGGGAUUGCACUGUGAGCUUUCAGCUGCAGCUGCCUGAACUGGCUUUAGUUCGAUUCAUGGUGGAAGAUCAUGACCACAAAUCCAAGAAUGAUUUCAUUGGCCAGUUCACCCUGCCCUUCACCAGCCUACGCACAGGUUAUCGUCACGUCCACCUGCUGAAAGCUGACGGCUCCACUCUUUCUCCUGCCACCCUCUUCAUCCAUGUCAAGGUGGUACGGCGAGGAGUUCAUAUUAAAACCGUUUCUGAGAGGAUAGGCAAGGCCUGAUGAUUUUGUCAUGAUUUCUGGAAAGGUUUCUUUCCGCAAGUACCUUACCGAAGGAAAAGCCCCUGAGCCGGGCUCUCGAGGUGCUGGAACUCUUCACAGUGAGACCACCUGGAAAAAACAUGGACAAUGGGUGAUACAGAAGUCAAGUGUAGACCUGAGAUUCAAAGUGCAUUUUGCUUUUAUUGUUCAUUUGUGCUGCUGUCUGCAGAGCAGAACGUCUAAUAAGCUAUACUGCAAGUGAGAUAUGUUAUGAAGUCAGUGUUGUUCUAAGUUACAGGUCAGCGUUGCUCGUAGAAUCUGUUUUCUAGGAGAGAGAUUUUAAGCCUUGAUUUCUUACAAAAUUAUAUUUUAUGAUUAAUUUAUAUUUUAGUUGAAUUAGGCACUGUUUACACAGGUGUGUUUUUGUUUUAAAGGUUUUGUAGCAGUUAUGCCAGUUGUGUACACUACUCUGGCAUCUUCAACCACCAAAACUGAACAUUUUUAAAAAGCUGAAAAUUUGGUUUUAAAAUAUGGGUGUUGCAUUUUAAUAUAGAUGUGCCAAAAUGCAGACUUUUAAAAAGGGAAGCAUGGCUGUCCACAGUUAGUCUUUGAAUAGUCUCAGCCUAAGACGUCACGCCAAGCAACACCCACAGAGCUUUGGCUAACACCAAAUUCACACGGGGCGUCAGCUUCAACGCUUCCCAUUCACUUUAAAUCAGGCAUUGCUGAACUGCAUUGUGGAUCCAUCUGCGCCGCUUCAGUGGCGUUGCUCGCUGCAAAAGUUGGGACUCUCUCAAAUUUUCAAGCGCCAACGGAAGCGUCAGCCAAUCAGAUCGCUGUAUGCAAAUACACCCGCUUAGGCAGUAGCCGAUUGCUGACUAAUUUCAUAGCCUGACACUGCUAUGACGUUCGUGUCAGCCCCAACCUCAAACACCUCAAGCGUUGACGCUGAAGCCCCAUGUGAAUGGGGCAUUAAUAUCUGAUGCCUAUGGCACACUUUUCUGGAAACACUUUAACAGAUCCUCAAUUGUCAUCUAAUUAAAUAUACAUGAUUUCUGGAAGUCGAGUAUGCAGCAAUCUUUAUCAGCCCACCUGAAAACAAGUCUGAGUGGAUAAAAAAGCUGCGAUGUUUAUAUUGAUGACAGUGUUCAUAAGUAAAAGUAUAACUUUCUGAGACAUUCAUGGAUCAGUGCACACACGUCUGUUAUUGUGAGGAUAGCUUGGUGACAAUAGCUGUUUCCAUCCAAAAAUGCGAAUGAACUUUAUGCGCAAAACUGAAUUAUCACAUAAAAGAUGUGCGAAUAAAGCAGCGUUUCCACGAAUCAAAGCGAACAAAAUCGUCAACUGGCGCCAAAUAUCAACAGUAAAAACAGAAUUUGCUGUGAUCCAAGAAACUGCGUCAAUCUUUUCUUAAUCUAAUAAACGACUGAACUUUGAAGGUGUCAGACGCAGAGCACAGACACUCUUGAUUCUGCAGGUCAUUAAUAAUGUAUUAACACUCAUGCUGCGUUCACAUUAGAUGCGGAACGCGCGUCAAGCGCGAGUGAUUUACAUGUUAAAUCAAUGCAAACGCGCGAACAAACAUCCUGCGGUGCGAUACGCAUUGAGUUGCGCGUUUUGCGCGAAUUGCUCGAGUAGAACCUAUUGAGGGUGUCCCGGGGGAAAUCUUCCAGGCGACACCAACAACAAGUCAUCAAACUGGGCUUGGCUCAGUCAAAAGCACUGCUGAAAGCCUCCGUCAUCCAGGUUCAGUUUCUGGAGGGGUUUAUGAGCUCACAGAGCUGAAUGCACCUCAAUUCGCGCAUAAGGCGCUAAUCGUGGCACGAAUCCACACAUAUCGCCCCGCAGGAUGUCUAUUCGUGCGUUUGCAUUCACUUAACAUGUAAAUCACUAGCGCUUGACGCGCGUUCUGCGUCUGGUGUGAACGGAGCAUAAGAUGGUUAAGGCAUUUUAGAAUAACCAAAACAACAUUUCAGAUGGUUUACAAUGUGCUUAGGCUGCUAGUUUGUUCAUUCACACACAUUUUUAUCAUCACAUGAUCUCUUAUAACAAAAUCACAUUAUUUAUUUAUUAUAUAAAUUUAUUUUUUAUGCGCAUACUGGAAUUUUCAUACAUCUUUUCUCUGUUAAAUAAAAAGUUUAUCCUACUCAGUUACGUGCAUAUGUUUUUUAUGUGCACUUUCAAAAUUUAUGCGCUUCAUGGUGGUUUCAUCAACCAUUUUUUAUGAGCAUCUCCAAGAUGCGCAUAAAAAUAGGUGGAAGGAAACAUAGCUACAGAACAUUUUUGAAUUUGACUUAAACUCUGGAUUAUUAAAAGUAUGCAGUAUUCACUGAAUUAAAGCUUCAGCAUGUGAUGUCAACAGACACGCAGGUACGCUUACAUUCUCGUGUUUUUUUUCUUUUGGCAGUGAAAACCUUAAAAUAUUUUGUCAUUUUGGUCAUAAAGAUCAAAGAAAGACAUUGUUCAAAACAGUAACUUUUUUUCCACAAAUUCCACAAAACUUUGCUUGUUUUUGUAAAGUUUGCCUUUACAUAAUUGUAUAUUGUGUAUAUUUAUUGUGUAUAAAUACACACAUCCAUGUAUGUGAAUAUACAAGUAUAGAAAGUGUUUAUUUAUAUAUAUUUAUAAUUCUAUCUAAAUGUUAAUCUAUAUGUAAAUAUUUUUAAUCAUGUACAUGUAUGUGUGUGCACAGCACACACAUACUUUUAUUUUGUUUGCAGUUAGCCACAUUUUAUCCUUAAACAACACUAUAGCGUACUGUUACUUCAGUUCACAACCCCUUCUGACCAUUACACCACCGGUAGACUGCAAGUCUGAAUGCUGGCAAAGUUAUGCGCAUGCCUAAUGAGCGUCAGUAAUCAUGCAUCAUGCGUUUUAGGCUGUACACGGUUUUAAAAUGAGAACACACUAGUGUAAACGUGCCUUAAAGUAGUGUUAAGACUUAUGUGAACACAGAAAUUAGUCUUUUGUCAUUUUGUGAGUUCAUAUACUUAAUUAUUAUUUGACAAAAAUUAAAAAAAGAGAUUUUGAGGAGACAUUGAAAGCUUGGAAAGUGUCAGGAUUGUUUAGUAAGGGUCAUGACUGGUUUAUUUUUGUAUGCAAGUAUGUUUUCAUUGAUUUAAACAACAUCAGUAACUCAGCAGAAUAAUCAGAUUAUUCUAUAAAGUAAUUUAGCUAGAUACUUUAAAUAACAACAUCCAAUUAUGAAGUCUGUGUUUAACAGUGGUUGAAAAAACAGAAGGGUUUAUCAUUAAACUACAGCAUUAACAAUGCAUUACAAGCAUUAGCAAAGUCCGUUAUCCUAAGAUCUCCAAAACUGGUCAAAUUAUAUUUGUCUAGUGCUAAUUUGAUGAUUUAGAGGCAACUAUAGCACUUGCCAUUCUAUACGUCAUUUAAUGGCAGGUUUGUUAAAUUAUGGUAACUCAUGGUUCAGAUAAUAAAGAUCUGUAUUUUGUACUAGGCUAUAAUAUUUAAUUAAAUGUUAUAAUAUGAUAUUAACUGUUUCUCUACAAACAAGUUUAAUUGUAAAUGUUCAGUUUCUUAGUAGAAACCAGAUCAUCUUUUGAUCUUAAUGUCUUGUUGUUCAUACAGUACUGUAUAUGUGUGUGUGAAUGUGAAUUUAUUUUUUAGGAAAACACAAUUUUUCUAGACUAUUUUGAAAUAGAUAAUCAGUAAAUUAAUUGACUCAAUGUUUAGUAUUUACUUUGUAUUAUCAGCAGCAGACAACAUUACCUCUUAAGAAAAAAAAACUAAUUCAUUUGAUUUCUUUUUGCUUGGGUAGUUUUAAAAAUGUGGAAAUCUGUGAAUUAAUCCUGAUUGUGCUUUUUAAUUGUUUUUAUUGGUAUUGCAAAGAUGUAGUGCCUUUUAAAAGCAUGCCUACGUUUUAUAAAUGUGCAAAGCUAAUUGUACCAAAUGUGUGUUUUAUUUACUGCUAAAAUGUUGCAUCUUUGUUGUAGAAAUAGACAUUAAAAAGACAACCGAAUUUACA